UUGGGCGCGACCGAAAAGAACAAUUUAAAAAUGGGUGAUGUUGAGAAGGGCAAGAAGAUUUUUGUUGAGAAGUGUGCCCAGUGCCAUACUGUGGAAAAGGAAGGCAAGCACAAGACUGGGCCAAACCUCCAUGGUCUGUUUGGACGAAAGACGGGUCAGGCUGCUGGAUUCUCUUACACAGAUGCCAACAAGAACAAAGGUAUCACCUGGGGAGAGGAGAUGCUGAUGGAGUACUUGGAGAAUCCCAAGAAGUACAUCCCUGGAACAAAGAUGAUCUUUGCUGGCAUUAAGAAGAAGGGAGAGAGGGAGGACUUGAUAGCUUAUCUCAAAAAAGCUACCAAUGAGUAAUAGUUGGCCACUGCCUUAUUUAUUAUGAAA
This is a messenger RNA of Cervus elaphus (red deer), 378 nucleotides long. Its product is annotated as cytochrome c-like. NCBI's taxonomy places the organism in Eukaryota, Metazoa, Chordata, Mammalia, Artiodactyla, Cervidae. The transcript is spliced from 4 exons. Gene Ontology annotation, molecular function: heme binding; electron transfer activity. Gene Ontology annotation, biological process: mitochondrial electron transport, cytochrome c to oxygen; mitochondrial electron transport, ubiquinol to cytochrome c. Gene Ontology annotation, cellular component: mitochondrial intermembrane space. The coding region runs from base 31 to 348 and encodes 105 amino acids. The record is from RefSeq and is a predicted model, not a curated record.